Messenger RNA from Balaenoptera ricei (Rice's whale), 895 nucleotides. RefSeq names its product transmembrane and ubiquitin-like domain-containing protein 1. The coding region runs from base 1 to 723 and encodes 240 amino acids. The record is from RefSeq and is a predicted model, not a curated record. The transcript has a single exon. Gene Ontology annotation, molecular function: protein binding. Lineage: Eukaryota; Metazoa; Chordata; Mammalia; Artiodactyla; Balaenopteridae.
AUGGCCCUGACAGAAGGGGUGGGUGAUGAGGUGACCAUCCUUUUCGCGGUGCGUGCCUGCCUUCCGGUGCUGGCUCUCGCCUGGGCCUCAACACACACUGCCGAGGGCACUGAUCCACUGCCCCAGCCGUCAGGGACCCCAACACCGACACAGCCCAGAGAAGCCAUGGCGGUCACCGACGGCAUCAGAGGGGAGGCCCCAGGAGCCGAGACCCCCAGCCUGAGACACAGAGGUCAGGCUGCACAGCCAGAGCCUGGAGUGGGGCUCCCAGCAACGCCGCCGCCUCCAGACCCCCCCCAGGAGCCCCCAGUACUACGGCUGAAAUUCCUCUAUGAUUCAGAGCAGGUGGCCAGGGCCUGGCCCCAUGACACCAUCGGCUCCCUGAGAAGGACCCAAUUUCCUGGCCGGGAACAGCACGUGCGACUCAUCUACCAAGGGCAGCUGUUAGGAGACGACACCCAGAGCCUGGGCAGCCUUCCCCUCCCUCCUAACUGCGUUCUGCAUUGCCACGUGCCCACUCGGGAGGGUCCCCCACACCCACCCUGCCCACCGGGGUCAGAGCCAGGCCCCUCCGGGCUGGCAGUAGGCAGCCUGCUGCUGCCGCUGCUGCUCUGGGACUGCCAGAUCCAGUACCGGCCCUUCUUUCCCCUGACCGCCACUCUGGGGCUGGCCGGCUUCACCCUGCGCCCCAGUCUCCUGGCCUUUGCCAUGUUCCGCCCGUAGUGCCUCCACGGGCUCUUGGCAGUGUUGCGGGCCCCUCCGGACCUUGCUCCCCAUGACACGGUGGGAGCUGCUGUCUGCCUAGGCCUGCCUCUCCGACCUGCCUCUUCCCACUACCCUGGAGCCCAGCCCUGUGCCGCAGAGCACUCCAGGGGCCAGUGGAGGCCCCUCCCUG